Penicillium verhagenii is the source of this 450-nucleotide messenger RNA. RefSeq lists its product as uncharacterized. NCBI's taxonomy places the organism in Eukaryota, Fungi, Ascomycota, Eurotiomycetes, Eurotiales, Aspergillaceae. The record is from RefSeq and is a predicted model, not a curated record. Gene Ontology annotation, molecular function: ribonuclease III activity. The transcript has 2 exons. Bases 1 to 450 code for a protein of 149 amino acids. Gene Ontology annotation, biological process: RNA processing.
AUGGAUCCAGACUUUGAGCGCCUGAUUGGUUAUCGUUUUAAAAAUCGAGGCUUGAUGGUCAAGGCUCUAGGAGAGGCUGGGCUACAAAUCGCAGGGAACGAGCGACUUUCCUUGCUGGGAGAUAAAGUUCUAGCAAGCAUGCUGCUUCUUCGUUGGUAUCGCGAAGGUAAGAUCACAGAGCAUGGAACGAACCUACUUCAGGCUUAUGCCUCUAAUAAGCAGUUGGCCUCUCGAGCUAGAUCUUUGGAGUUACCAAAUUUCAUUUGUCAAAGACUGGACCUGGGGAGAAAUGUGCCAGAUCAUGCAUUGGUUACCGCGGUGGAGGCAAUUAUUGUUACCGUCUGGCUUGAUGCUGAGGACAGCGCGCAAAAUGUCAACAGGGUGAUGGAGAAAAUGAGCCUGUACUCGUCCGAAAUCUCUGAAUUCACCUAUCCGAAGUUGGACUCGUGA